This is a messenger RNA of Blastomyces gilchristii SLH14081, 4128 nucleotides long. Its product is annotated as zinc finger protein 58. Bases 1819 to 3162 code for a protein of 447 amino acids. Gene Ontology annotation, cellular component: transcription regulator complex; PcG protein complex. Lineage: Eukaryota; Fungi; Ascomycota; Eurotiomycetes; Onygenales; Ajellomycetaceae. Gene Ontology annotation, molecular function: RNA polymerase II cis-regulatory region sequence-specific DNA binding; DNA-binding transcription factor activity, RNA polymerase II-specific. Gene Ontology annotation, biological process: regulation of transcription by RNA polymerase II. The transcript has 5 exons. The record is from RefSeq and is a predicted model, not a curated record.
UAAUAAUAAUUAACUUGGACAUGGCUGAAGGGGACGGACGCCCUCUGUCUGACCCACAGGCCACACCGACCGCGACAGGGCGAUUUUCAUCUGGAUUUACAGCGUACGUAACUUUCAGAUUAUUAUUAGUUACACGACGAGAUCUCUGCCUGGGGCGCAGGGCGGGCCCUCCUCUCCAAACAUUCAUUCUUCCAGAAUCUUUCUGGUGCUUCUUUUCCGUCCGGGGCUUGUGUUUUGGCGCGCGGCGGUUGCUAACUCGUUGCCAGCUAGCUGGGUGGGUUUUGGCGGGCUUCAAGUUAAAGUAUUUAGUUAAAAGGGAGCUUAAGGCUGCUUGCUGCUGGGUUAGUCAACUCUCGCCGCUUGCUGCUUCUGCUGCUUCUGCUGCUUCUGCUGCUUCUGCUGCUUUUGCUGCUUUUGCUGCUUCUGCUUCUGCUGCUGGUUGCUGGUGCCGUUUCAUAACAUAACAAGACAUACAUAACAAGACAUAACAUAACAAGACAAGACCGAACAACCUUGGGAAGAGAGAAAUUAUAUCUGCGAUUCCCCCCCAACCAACCCUUUGACACACGCCCUCAACAACCACCGCCACGCCCUAGUUAGUACCCAACUUUGACUCGACUUACUUACUCCCAUCUCAUCUCCAUUCCCAGCUCUGUCUCUUUGGCUUGCGAUAUAUUCCCUGCCCUGUCACUCCUUGUCCUUCCUGCUCGCUCAACUCUAUCUAUCCCACCUCUCACCGUUCCCGGACAGCUACUGCAGCAACCUUGCCGCCUUGUUCCUGUUUGACAUAGAACGUCCAAGUGAUCCAAUUUCGCUGUUUUCCUUUCUGGGCUUUUUGUAUCCUCCUCCCUCCCUCGAACAACGACGACCGCUGCUAUUCUUUCUACCUUCCAUCCGCGACAUACCACAUCAAUCACUACAAGGGGCAACCGAGUUGUAACAAGACGAGAGAUAUUGGGGGAAGAAUUUUUGCCAUCAGAGUGCCCAGUCGCUCCAGUGAACGAGUUUCUCUGUCUUCCCUGUCUGUCAUACCUUCGGAUCCUUCCCCUCCCCGCAAUUCCAUCCACGGAGUUUUUUUUAGAGACACAAAACGGUCUUUGAAAACGCCCGGAUAGUCUGCUUAGCAAUCGGUCUUUGCUGUGGCUGCAUCGCGUGCCUCUUACCUCGGCUUUUAUCUACCUGGAGAAAUCUCAAGCUCAAGUGCUAUCUGCGGAUACCCGUCUUCCCCAAGCGUGUGUGACUUUGCGUUGAGCUACUGGCUUGAUUGCGACCCUUGCGCUCGCUUCCGUAUCUCUGCCGUAGGGUUGUGACAGUCAGGACAGAGAGAUUCUCCUGUUCAUUUUUGUGUGUUUCCAUACGCGGGAGACUCUGCUUGCCCGCUGGCUACCUUUACCUCUCCAGAACACAUUAUUCCCCUCAUUACCCACGCCCAGUAUCGAACCGGAUACUACACGAACGCCACGGCAUAUAUUUAUAUGAAUCCAAGUGUCUUCCGUGCGCUGAAAUCGGUCCUCUCCCCCGACGUAAAUCCUCAUUGACUAACUUGCGAUUGAUCCAUCCAUUCGCGUUUUGCCGACCCCGCCUUGGUUUACUGGACAUUGGCGCUGACCUCUCGCUGAUCGAUCGUUGUACGCUUCUAGGAUUUAAUAGUUCUGAUAGAAGGAAGUCAUUCUUUGAGGGAAUUGAUUCUUUAUUCAAAGAUACUUGUCCCAACUAUAGUUGAGGAAGCUUUGCGAGACCCUUGUCGACAGACAGCCUCUGCUUCUCAACCCGCUUUAUUCUAUUUUACUUUCAGUUAAAUGAUCACAGGCACCGACUAUGGAUAUCACAAACAUUCUAAACGAGAAAGGAACCGCCGCCGCUGCCGUCGCCAAAGCCCAGUUACAUCAACACUUGACCCAGGGAACACACAUAAAAUCCCAAACGCCGUCCGAAAUGGGCUCUGAAAACGGAACGUCCCAGAAUGGAGACCAGUCGAAUAUCUAUCCCCCUACCUCGCAACCCCACUCCCACCUAGCAGGUAUCCCUCAAUAUCAUCCUCCAUCGCAGGGUGCCGGUGGCGUUCCGGCUGCUCGUUCUGAUUUUGUUCAAGCCGAUCAGGGAGAUGUCAAGUAUCUUCCGAAUGCCAAUACCGGACGCGGAAGAGCAAGCGGAGAACCUGCGCCCAAAACAUUUCAUUGUUCGACAUGUGGGAAAGGAUUUGCGCGGCGGAGUGAUCUCGCCAGACAUGAGCGGAUCCAUAGCGGAAUCAGACCUCACGUAUGCGACUGGCCGGGCUGUGGGAAGCAAUUCAUCCAGCGUUCUGCAUUGACCGUCCAUACUCGAGUCCAUACAGGCGAGAAACCACACAUGUGCGACAGGUGUGGCAAGCCUUUUAGCGAUUCAAGCUCCCUUGCAAGACAUCGCAGAAUACAUUCGGGAAAAAGGCCUUACAAAUGCCCAUACGCGAACUGCCAGAAAACUUUCACGAGGCGGACUACUUUGACGCGGCACCAAAAUCAUCAUACCGGUACGAUUGAGGAAGCUGCCGCUGAAACUGAAGCCAACCUGCGGCAGAACAAAGAACGAGUUAUUCGUCCGCCCGAUGGAAUUUACUCAGAGACUGGGUCAACCCACUCAACACCAUCUCCCGGUCAGCGCCAUUCUCUAUCUCCCGGGAAUGAAUUACCGCCAAUGAAUCUACAUCGCCAGAUGGGCGAUUACUAUAUGGGGAAUAAUACUUCGAUUCCUCCACACCUACGAGGCGACUUCCAGCAACCCAGCCCCCGAGCAUCUCCAUCUACCUCAUCACCUCCGGUUUCUACCUACAAUAACGUUCCCCAUGCUCGACCUUCGCUUACCUCCCACCCAAGCGGCUACGGACCACCGCAGCCUCUUGAACCUCCAGCCAACAGCGAUCCUCGCCCCAAUAGUGGAUCUGGAAGUCCGCAUAUUUCGAGCAUGGGAUGGGCGUCUCCAACGCUUAACAGCGUCGGCUCGCCAGCCUCAGCCUCAGCAACGGAAUAUUCAUACCCGGAACCGUCCGGCCCCCCUUACUCAGCGCACAUGCCGCCCCACAUGUAUUUUCCCAAUUCAACAAUACGACGACCGCAAAGCACAGAACCAGAGAACUACGAAAUGAAACCUAAAUUGAACGGGGAUUCAUGGACUACCCCUGUUUGACCGUGGCUGUCGACAAGUGCAUUAAUUGUUCUUCCUUUCGCAACAACUGUUUUAUUCCCAUAUGGUUAAUUAUUUCACUUCCUAAUUUUCCCCUCAAUUUAUAGAUACCCCACCGUGAUCUCACGAACAUGAAAACGGGUCAAUUUCGCGCUGUAUGAAUACACUUUAUCCCACCAGACAUACUUUUUUAAUCGCUAUUACGUCUUUUUUUUUCGUCCCUUGUUCCCAUUUUCCUCUCAAUACUUUGCUAUGUUGCUAUCUGCUAUCUGCCAGGUCUUCAUUUUACCUAAUAUCUUUGCCUCUUUCAUGCGUCAAUACCUCAUUAAUUGUUUUUGUUUUUGUUAUAUCUCCCACCUCUUAUAGAAUAUUUACUGUGUUCUGCAGGCAGUGUACGGGCAGUGGAUGGAACGGGAACAGGGGCAUCGUCAACGCUGUAGCACAGCAAUCGGAGUAUGGAAGGGACUCUCGGGUUUCCAGUUGUACUUGGGGGUUGCUUUGGGAUUUGAUAUAGGGGUGUUUAUGACUCUUGAGUUGACACCCGGUUGCAUGGAAUUGAGUUGGGAUCACCACAAAAAAGCUAAAAAAAUACAUAUCGCUAUGCCCGUUUGAUUUUUUUGAUUUACAUAGUUUUCUUUAUAUCACAACAAUAGAUAUCAGUUUGUUUGCUUAUUUGUUGAUGUGUAUGUUAGCUAGGGUACUUUCUACUAAAAGGUGAUUUUUGUAAAUCGGCCCUUAUUACCUCGAGCAUGUUUAAAUACCGCCGCUUUUCUGAAUCCUGCAUGAAAAAUGUCGAUUCGCUUUCCAACCCACGCACUGUCAUCUGGGGAGAUGGCAGUGGGCCACAAUAUGUCUUCCAUAAUUUGCUGCGAUCUGUACGUAAUGAACAUAUCUUGUGUGGUCCAACCAGCUAAGAGAGUCUUCCAAAAUUCAUAUAAUAAUACAUUGCUUAAUAUAAUACAUAAAAAG